Molecule: messenger RNA, 966 nt
Organism: Thelazia callipaeda (thelaziosis nematode)
Lineage: Eukaryota; Metazoa; Nematoda; Chromadorea; Rhabditida; Thelaziidae
Source: the annotation of a GenBank genome assembly
AUGGCUCUGCAUGGAUUGCCAACUCGUGAAUUUUUUGCUGAGGGUGAAAAUGGUUGCAAAGUAAAAGAUGGUGGAAUACUGUUUGUGAACAAAAGUGAUGGUCGAGCAACAGGUGAUGCUUUUGUAAUGUUUGAUAAUGAAGAAGCUGGUCAGAAGGCUCUAAGCAAACACAAACAUACGAUUGGUACUCGAUAUAUUGAACUUUUCAGAUCAACUCAAGCUGAAGUCCAACAAGUUGUAAAUCGAAAUUUGGAAAAUCAUCAACGUGUAAUGGUUCACGGAAGUCGGAAAGAUUGUAUUAGGUUACGUGGUCUUCCAUAUGAAGCUCACGUUGAAAAUAUUGUGGAAUUUCUUGGUGAAACAGCUCGACAUAUUAUGUUUCAGGGUGUUCAUAUGGUAUACAAUGCACAAGGGCAUCCUAGUGGCGAAGCUUUCAUUCAAAUGGAUUCUGAGAUUAGUGCAGCAACUGCAGCUGCAUUAGCACAUAAUAAAUAUAUGCAAAUUGGAAAGAAGCAACGAUAUAUUGAAGUAUUUCAAUGCAGUCCAGAAGAUAUGAAUUUAGUUAUUACUAAUCCGCCGCUUCCACCACAAAUUAUUUUACAGCCAAGACCAAUUUUUCCACAGCCGGUACAAGGUUUGGUACCAGCAAUAAUACCGCCAUUUACUCCGGUGUAUUGGCCAUGUGCUAGUCCUCCAGCAUCACCAUGUAUUUACCCACAACCUGGUCUUGUGCUAGUAACCGGUUUAUGUCCAAAUGUUACACCACAUGAUAUUUUGGCAUACUUUCAAAGCAAUCCUGAGGUAGCAGUAGAAAGUGUUCAAAUAUUGCGAUGGGGUACAGCUCAAUGCACUGGUGAAGCAUUAGUACGUUUUCGUUCUCAGAUGGACGCGGAACGAGCUUUGACAGAACACGUGGGAGCACCACUUGGUGCUAUACCAUUGAAUCUUUCACUUAUUCAUUCCUAA